Alosa sapidissima (American shad) is the source of this 3891-nucleotide messenger RNA. RefSeq names its product schwannomin-interacting protein 1. NCBI's taxonomy places the organism in Eukaryota, Metazoa, Chordata, Actinopteri, Clupeiformes, Clupeidae. Gene Ontology annotation, cellular component: cell junction; plasma membrane. The transcript has 7 exons. Gene Ontology annotation, biological process: positive regulation of hippo signaling. Bases 1104 to 1841 code for a protein of 245 amino acids. The record is from RefSeq and is a predicted model, not a curated record.
UCUAUAACAUUGUAUCCUCGACUAGGCUAUUGAGAUGCAGCGCCCUCCAUAUUUAUUGGCACCUGUGGAAAAUAUAGUAAAAAGAGUUUUUAAAAAAUCAUCUUUUCAGUUGUAUCUUAGUUUUGGAAAAAUCCAAUACAAGAAAUAAGGUUAAAACAGGGAAACACAUUUAUUCUGAGAAGAUAUUAUUUAGUUUUGAUAUACAGUAUAAUCUAAUUAGGCUAGUGUGUUAUAUAUGCUUUUGCAGGCAAUGUGUUUACUUUUGUUCUGAGAAAUGCACUCACUGUUUUAAAAACAAAAAGAGGGAUUUUAGAUUGAGGAAAACUGUAAGAUUGAAGAUUAAAGAUUGAGUGAUAGUGAAGAGUGGGCGAGUGAUAAAGAUGGAGGGAGAACAGUGACAAUUUGAAAGCUCUAGAAAAUUGUUAGAAAAUUGUACUUCUGUUGUUGUAACAGAUAGGCCUAUGCUAAUGGUAGCUAGACUAGGCUGCAACUGAAGUUUUGCCACCUUGGGUGAUGUCAAAAUCUGGUCUGGACCACACCAUACUUUUUGAUCAGUUUUUAGCCAUUGAGUAACCAGGCUUAUUUGCUGUCUGUCAAAGGAGUGAAAUCGGACACCUUAGCCUAUUCUAUCUAAUCUCCACCCCUAACGAAACGCCGUCAAAUUCCUUAAGUCUUCACACUGUCUUUGUUAGGAAGUGUUACAUUUGCAAUAGCCUAAAUUAUAGGCUACUCGUUGUGUUGUUCUAGUUUAAUCUUGACCAAGUAUUUUCUUUAAAAAAAAAAGUUAAAGAAUCGUGCCACGUAGACUAGGUCUACUCAGCUGAAGAACUUGGUUAGUUGAAAACUUGAAGACUGAAACGCCGAGGUUUGAGAAUAGGGAACGGAGUUGGCAUUGUGUAGGCUAGCGGAGACCAGGAAACAAUCCCAAGAAAUAAAAAAAUAAAAAAAAACUUUGAAAACCGAUGUAACCUAACGGAAAUAAUGAGAAAGACAAAUAUCUUACAUAUAGACCUUCCCGUGAAGCAAGGUGGAAAAUCCGAAUCAUAAGGGAUCACUGGCGACUAACGAAACGUUCUAAACCUUCCGACACCUUUGGAAGAUCAAUGGAGGGAACGAAGGAGCAAGAGAGAGAGAGAGGAGAAGAAAAAGAAAGUGAUGAGACAGAGGAAGACACAGAGGGUGCAGCACCAGUGUGGGAGAAGGACUACACGGAGGAUGAUCUUGGUUUGCCCAUCAUGCAUUGGGAGGCCUUGAGCCUACGGAUUGCAGAGCUUGAGAAACAGGAGGAAGAAAGGAGAGAAAAGGAGGGUAUUGCAAAACUUCCAGACUGGACAAAGGGACAAGAUCUCGGAAUCCACCGGGACACCUGGGAAGACGGAGAGGACCUCAAUAGCCGCGUGACGGCUCUAACAUCACGGGGCCAUAUGAAUCUGCAGCUGUGCUUCAUCAAUGAUAGUGAAAGUGAGGAGGAAGAAGAGGAACAAACGACCAAGCGAGCAGGAAAGAGGACUGCACAGCCAGCUUCAUCAAAUGCCUCUAUAAAUAAGAGCAAACCAACCGGUUUCAAGAUGGAAGUCCGAGCUGCUCUGAAUGCCCUCAGAGAUAAACUGUGGACCGAACAGAAACGGGAGAGUUCUUCACAUAAGAUUCUGAAGAAGCCGCUUGACCGUAGUGAGCUACAAAAGCUCAGCCUAAGGGAGCUCAUGGCAUUACGGACCUCUCUCAGCAAAGACAUUCAAGACCUCAGCUCAGAGCUUGUUGGUCGCCUUCUUACACGGGACCAGCUGAGGACGGAACAGGACGCCAUGCUUCUGGAAGUGCAAGACAUGACAGCACUCUGAUGCUGUCAGUGCCCGACUGCUGCUAGGGCAAACAAAACAAAAAAAUUACUGUGAAAAACUUAAUCAGUUUUAAAGACUUGUGAUUGCACAGUAUUUUCAAACAUAUCUUUAUAAGGGAACUGUUUCAGAAUGUCAGCUGCAUGAUGUUGCUGGGCACAUGCCCCCAUAUUAAUCCAAAUCUAUAUAAUUUUUCUGGAAGAUUUACAAGAAACAACAUGCUUGGAAAAUUACCUCAUUGCCUGGUUAUACUGGCCACCUUCGAUUCCCUUGGAAUGUAUUGCAUUUGAGUUGCAGAAUUGUCCAAGAAUGAUAAAAGACACGGAGGAAAUCUGACUUCAAAGACUUCAAACAUGCUCGUCACAUUUGGGUCCUCCCUGUGAUCCUGCGUUUAAAAAAAAAAAAAUCAAACCAAGACUGAAAUCCUAUAAAGUGAAUGGAUUAACAAUAUUAUUCUUUUCUACUACUUGAGCAUAGGUGUACAACAUAAGGGAAUAACAUUGUCUUUUUUAUAUUAUUGUUAUUGUAUAUUUCAUGUGUUGUUAUCGUCGUAAUAUUGUCAAUAUGGUUUUACCUUUUUGUAUUAUCUGCCAAUUUUAAAAACAAAUAGUUUUUAAUGACUCUGUUUCUGAUGUAUAGAUGUGUCAUAAUCUGGUGGGUCUUUUAUGACCAGUGGAGUGUGGUUACCACAGUCAAUAAUUUUUUGGUUUUGUAAAAUUAUGCUGGCUGCAGCAGAAAUGCAACAAAGGACAUGGUAAUUUAUCUUGAUCUCACAAUGAAAACAGUGAGGACACAUCCUACCUUGAAGGGAAGCAUAUUUAUCUCCUUUGUCCUUGUUUCCUUUGACAUCCCAUAGAGCUGAAGAAUACAAAGCAAAGGGUUUGAGACCAUUCCUCUCUACAAAAUCUCUCCAGAUCAUCCAGAUUCCGUCCUCUCUUGUGCCUUCUCUGUGGCUCUGUUUUCUAGUCUUGGAAGAGACUGACAGAAUUGUAUUGAAAAUGUUCAGGUUUUUAUUGGAGUUCAAGAUACCAUGCACAGUAAUGAGGUUCCCAGGGCCUUUUGGAUAAAAAACAGCCCUACAGUAUCAUAGACUGUCCACCAUAUGUAUCAUGGGGCUUGGGGUUCUUUUCAGUAUGGACAUUCUUCUAUACGGCAAACCCACCUUGAGAGCUCAAUUUUCAUUUCACCUGACAAUAGAAUCUUAUUCUAGACAAAGUUCAUUGUGUAGCAUUCAGUAACUCUAGCCAUUAACAUUUGUGAUUAAAUAACAGGAAAGACUUUUUCCUGGCAUGCCUUCUAAAUAAUCUAUUAGCACAGAGGUCACUUUUGAAGUUUUUUGGAGGCUUGGUGUCCCCAAGGUGCUAUUUUUGGUCCUUAUGGAAUUGUGUGCCUCUCUUGCCAUCCUCCUUUGAGUUGAUUGGAACAUAUUUUUUUUUAUGUCUUGACAUAUUUAUAUGUCUGGCAAAGGUCAACACACUUUCCUUAUAUUUGAAAUGAGUGUAUUCUCUUAUCUUUCCCAUGUUGAAAAAUGACUAAAAUGACAUUUGGCCUCUGUGUCACUUUGUCACAACUUUAUUUUAUACCUCAGUGAAACAGGAGGUCAUUGAUUACUGAAAGAGGAAAGACAUAAAUGGAACAGCAUUGACAUUUUGUUAAAAAGAUUUUUUAGGGGGUGCCAAUAAUUGUGUAAUUGUUUACACAAUUGUCUCAGUCUAUAUGCCUUUUGUUCCCCCUUUCAACAAUAUAUUGUUUGAAUGCAAACAGUUUUAUUUGACUUGUAAUAUUAGGUGCAGUUUUUGUAACAUUCUUAAGUUCUAUUCAUAUAGAUGUCUUUGAGGAGCUUGCAAGCUUCUGUGUGUCUUGUCACAGCCAACAAGUGUCUUUGCUAUGGCUUACAUGAUGAGAUGUGGGCCAAUACUAUUUUGGGGCAACACAACAGCUUAUGUGGGUAUAUAGAUGGUCAAACAGGUUAUGACUGAAUUUAUAUGUUAUUGUCAAUAAUUUGUACAGCCUUGUUUUGUAUUCACUGAAUAAAUAAGAUGUUUUAACAAAC